GCCGGGAGGGAAGCAGGAAGUGACUGCGGAGCUCCCGGCCGUCAGCGCAGCGCGGGGCUCAUGGAAGUGGAGAGGGGGCUGGAGAAAGCACCGUAUGGUAUCCAGUAUGCUCCAAGGCCACAGUUCUGUGUUCCAGGCCCUGCUGGGGACCUUCUUCACCUGGGGAAUGACCGCGGCUGGGGCAGCACUUGUGUUUGUGUUCUCUACUGGACAGAGGCGGAUCUUAGAUGGAAGCCUUGGCUUUGCUGCAGGGGUCAUGUUAGCAGCUUCUUAUUGGUCCCUGCUGGCCCCAGCGGUUGAGAUGGCCAUGUCCUCUGGAGGCUUUGGUGCCUUUGCCUUCUUUCCUGUGGCUGUUGGCUUCACCGUCGGAGCUGCUUUCGUCUACUUGGCUGACCUGCUGAUGCCUCACCUGGGUGCAGCAGAAGACCCUCAGACAGUCUUGGCACUGAACUUCGACCCUAAGCUGAUGAAGAAGUCCGACCCUGAGGGUCCUGCGCUGCCCUUUCCCGAGAGUGAACUUUCCAUCCGGAUAGGUAGAGCUGGGCUUCUUUCAGACAAGAGUGAGAAUGGCGAGGCAUAUCAGAGGAGGAGGGCUGCCACCCUUGCGGGGGUCCCUGAAGCCCCCGUGCCUUCUCGGGGGCACCCAGGACAGCCUGGAGGCGGCAGCUGGAGGAGAAUCGCACUGCUCAUCUUGGCCAUCACUAUACACAACGUGCCAGAGGGUCUUGCUGUUGGAGUUGGAUUUGGGGCCAUAGAAAAGACUGCAUCUGCCACCUUUGAGAGUGCUAGGAAUUUAGCCAUUGGAAUUGGUAUCCAGAACUUCCCAGAGGGCCUCGCCGUCAGCCUGCCCUUGCGAGGGGCUGGCCUCUCCACCUGGAGAGCUUUCUGGUAUGGGCAGCUGAGCGGCAUGGUGGAGCCUCUGGCCGGCAUCUUUGGGGCCUUUGCGGUGGUGCUCGCAGAACCCAUCCUGCCCUAUGCGCUGGCCUUUGCUGCUGGGGCCAUGGUCUAUGUGGUCAUGGACGACAUCAUCCCGGAAGCCCAGAGCAGUGGUAAUGGAAAAUUGGCAUCGUGGGCCUCCAUCCUGGGCUUUGUGGUGAUGAUGUCCUUGGAUGUUGGCCUGGGCUAGUGCUGAGAUGCAGCUGUUGGGACAGCAGUGAUUGGCUUCCAUGGAACCACAGCGUCUUUCUUCACAUUAAAACGUUCUUCCUCUCUUCCCUCUUCAUCUCAUUAUCCUGAUUGACUCUGACUAUAAUAUGAUCUUUUUGCUUUUCUUUUGAGGGAGACUUUGGUUUUAUUUGGGAUUUCAAGGUGUCUAGAAUAACAGGUUUUUGUUUUGGCCACUG
This is a messenger RNA of Orycteropus afer afer, 1343 nucleotides long. NCBI's taxonomy places the organism in Eukaryota, Metazoa, Chordata, Mammalia, Tubulidentata, Orycteropodidae. The record is from RefSeq and is a predicted model, not a curated record.